AGUUUCUCUCUCUAUUAAAAAUUUAAUUGUAAUCUAAAAUAUCUUUCAGAGAAUUCUCAGAGAGAGAGAGAAGCGGCGGACGAACGCACCGAUCUGCGGCGGCGAAGAGACCGGCGACGAUGAGCUUAGCGCUGCUGCAAGGCUACUCUUCCGCGGAAGAAGACAACAACGACGACGACGGUCACCAUCUGCUACAAGAGGAGAAUUCGUCCGAAGACGAGCAAAACGGCCCCGUUUCAAAAACAAGUCGGUCGUACAAACCAUUGUUCGAUCCCAAUCCUCCCUCCGCUUCGUUGUUGCCCUCCGCUUUCGACGCCUUCUCCGAGGUUGCAGGACCGCCGCGGUUUCUGAACAACAGUGUAGAAGACACCGAGAAAGAGGACGGGCAGCGGCGGAAGCACGGCGGUCGGAGAAAUCGUAAAGAUAAAAAGGACCUUCCUUCAGGGGCUGUAGUAGAGUCGAAGCCUCAGUUAGUCGGGAUACACGAGAGGGUGAGGAGUGAUAUUGAUGGCAACAGCUCCCAAGCCAUAUCCGGAAGUGCACAAGGUGGGAAACGCAUUGCAACUGUUGGAAACCCCGGCCCAGAAGAUGCAGCCGAGCUCUUGGGGAUGUGCGUGAGAUGUGGGAUCCCCAAAACCUACUCUCAUGGGAAAGGUGUAGUCUGCCCGAUGUGCAAUGAUCGCCCUCCCGAUGAAUUGGAUAAAGAACCUUCAAAGAAGAGGGGCUCUGCCAUGAAGGAAAAGGAAAAGGGUAAGAGGAUGAGAGGCCAAUCCUCGCAUGCGACAUGGAAGAGCGAAUCGGAGAUGCAACUUAGACAGCAAUUUGAUUAGAAGCUGUUUGAAUUUAGUCGUCGUCAUCGUCAUUGAGGUUUGAAUUUCUCGGACCCUGGAACUGUUGUUACCUGAAUGUGUAGUUUUACUUUUGGAAUGUGUAUUUGCUAAUUGCUAUAUAUGAUCGUGCAUAGACAAUCUUGUUCGAAGGAUCAUCAGAUUUAAUUGAGUCAUCGUGAAGAAUCUUUAGAUCCA
Messenger RNA from Andrographis paniculata, 1025 nucleotides. RefSeq lists its product as uncharacterized. The record is from RefSeq and is a predicted model, not a curated record. The coding region runs from base 120 to 830 and encodes 236 amino acids. NCBI's taxonomy places the organism in Eukaryota, Viridiplantae, Streptophyta, Magnoliopsida, Lamiales, Acanthaceae. The transcript has 4 exons.